UUUCUUGUCUUUUGUCUAUGUUGUUUACUUUAGUGUAUGGAUAGUAAGUAUCCAUCUGUAUAUCAUUUUGUCAUUGUGAAGUUAAUCAGUUAAAUUAUUGAUGAUUAUAGUCUAUAGACAUUCAAAUUUGCUUUCUUUAAACUAAUACUAUUGACCAAGACCAAUUUUAAUAUAUGUUGUUGACAAAUUUGCUAAACACCAUAAGGAAUUAGAUAAAUUAAUAUAAAAGGAAUGAGACCCAACCUUCACAAGCACCAAGGGAAUGCAUAGCACAAAAGUUUGUCCAAGGACCCCCCUAAACUACUAAAGUCAAGCUCUCACAUGGCCUUUACAUCAUACCUACACACUGAAUACAGUUAAACUUUUUUUUUUCCUUUUUUUAAUGAGGUAGACUUGAGCUUUGAAAGUAUGUGAUCCUUAAUGUAUUGGAAGUCAUCAUAUGCAACAUAGUUCUUGCCAACCAAGAUGAAAAAUCAAAGUCAACAAUGUUUUCAUGGGAAUUAUAGUGGCUUCUGUUAGAGCUAACAUUGAAAAGCUACAUUGCAGCAGUACUUGUAUGCAAAGAUAUUAGAAGACCACUUUUUUAAUCAUGGAGUUUAAGACACAAAACAUGUCUUGUUGUUUUCUUGUUAUAAGUUUCAGCAGUAGGUGCGGUUUUGGUGUUCUUUUUGGAAAGAAGCUCAACAAUAUAUUGCUCCAUUUUCAACUCCUACACCUACCUCAAUCCAGGGCAGUUGAGUUCUUUCUUUGUCUCUUUAGCAACUUUCCUCUCUCCAAUCACAUUCAUUUCUCCACCAUUAUCGUUCUCACCAUAUAAUUUUUCUCAUUUUUGUUGCAUUUAGUUCUCAAAAGUUUUCAUAAAUAUUUCUCAAAGUAAGACAAUCCCAUAUCAAGUACCACUCUAGUGAGUUAGAUAGAUAGAUACAGAGAGACAGAGACCUAAGUAUCUGUAUGCAGUCAAUCAAGCUUCAAAAGAUCUUUUGCAAUAACAAAUCUUCUGUCAUGUUAGGCAUUGUCAGAAGAAAAAUUAAGCUUCUCUGCUCUAGGAUUCGGCGGCUAUUAUGGGGGCGGCCGAGGCCUAAAGUUGUCAUCAAGAGGCUUGGAAAGUGGAACUUAGAAGGUCAACCUAAAAGAAACAACAAUGCCAAAGUUGUUAAAAAUUUUCAACUGGGGUUGGGCCAUUCUUUCUCAAAAAGACCAAUACGCAUAGCCACAUUCAAUGUUGCUAUGUUUUCUCUUGCACCUGCAAUUUCAAAGGCUGAUAACUUAUCAGCCACUAAUAAUCAUGAACAUGAUGAUUACACCUUAAGGAACUCAUCAAUGAUUGGUAUGCAGGCCAAGUCUGCAAAUGAUCCUCCAAAGAGCAUACUAAAAUCGCCACUGAGCACCACACCGGCUAGUCCUGAAUGUCUUUCUAAGCAAAGAAAUCACAGUAGAUCAAACUUGAAAGUCUCCAUCAACCUCCCUGAUAAUGAGAUUACAUUGGCAAACAAUAAGCUGCUUACUCUCAUGGAAGCUGACAAGGAAUUUUCCUCAAACACUAGUACGAAUGGCCAUGUUCGUAGGAGCUCGGUUCCAGUGAGAUCACCUCUAUGCUUUCCUGCCAGUAUGGCCUCACAUUGCAUGAACUGGUGCAAUGAUAUUAAUGGACUCCAAAGCAGCAGAAGCAUAUUGGAAGUGCUGAGAGAAGUUGAUGCAGAUAUAUUGGCUCUUCAAGAUGUAAAAGCUGAGGAAGAGAAAGGUAUGAAACCUCUUUCUGAUUUGGCUGCAGCUUUGGGGAUGAAAUAUGUCUUUGCUGAGAGCUGGGCUCCUGAGUAUGGCAAUGCCAUAUUAUCCAAAUGGCCAAUUAAAAGAUGGAAGGUUCAGAAGAUUGCUAAUAGUGAUGAUUUCAGGAACGUUCUCAAGGCGACAAUCAACGUGCCAUGGGCUGGUGAAGUGAACUUUUACUGCACCCAACUUGAUCAUCUGGAUGAAAACUGGAGGAUGAAACAGAUAGGAGCUCUUUUUCAAGCAAAUGAUCCUCCACAUAUCUUGGCAGGAGGAUUAAAUUCUCUGAGUGGAUCAGAUUACUCCUCAGAGAGAUGGACAGACAUAGUUAAGUACUAUGAGGACAUGGGAAAGCCAACACCAAAGGUAGAAGUAAUGAAGUUUCUAAAGGGAAAAGGGUAUACAGAUGCAAAAGACUAUGCAGGGGAAUGUGAACCAGUGGUCAUCAUUGCCAAAGGCCAAAAUGUACAAGGCACAUGUAAGUAUGGGACAAGGGUUGAUUAUGUUAUGUCAUCUUCAGAAUCUCCAUACAAGUACAUCCCUGGAUCUUACUCUGUGGUUUCAUCAAAGGGUACUUCUGAUCAUCACUUGGUUAAGGUAGACAUUGUAAAAGAAAGCAAGUCAUGUGUUGAGGAGAAUAUCAUUAAACGACAACACAAGUUAAUUCAGAAGCUGGUAAGUGUCACAAGAAGUAGUUGUUCUUCAAAAGGUUUGUGGAGAAUAUAGGCACAUAAUUUUUAGUGUCUUCUUUUCCAUGUUUGGACUUCAAACAAUUAUCUCUCUAUGCCCAUGGAAAGUAGACUUAGAAAAUAAAUUGUUAUAAAUAUAUAUAGGUAAAUGCAAUCAAUUUUGUCUCUUUUUUAAAAGAAGAAAUUGAAUGUAUCCAUUAGAUGCUUCCAAUUUUAAUGUAGUAUAAAUUUAGUUUGAUAUACUUCUAAUAAUUAAAAAACCUUUAAAGAAACUUAAUUAUUUGAUCUAA
Messenger RNA from Cannabis sativa, 2746 nucleotides. RefSeq lists its product as uncharacterized. Lineage: Eukaryota; Viridiplantae; Streptophyta; Magnoliopsida; Rosales; Cannabaceae. The record is from RefSeq and is a predicted model, not a curated record. Gene Ontology annotation, molecular function: catalytic activity. Gene Ontology annotation, biological process: GPI anchor biosynthetic process. The transcript has 4 exons. Gene Ontology annotation, cellular component: endoplasmic reticulum. The coding region runs from base 952 to 2493 and encodes 513 amino acids.